Aspergillus saccharolyticus JOP 1030-1 is the source of this 1323-nucleotide messenger RNA. RefSeq names its product fungal specific transcription factor domain-containing protein. The transcript is spliced from 3 exons. Gene Ontology annotation, molecular function: DNA binding; zinc ion binding. Gene Ontology annotation, biological process: DNA-templated transcription. Bases 1 to 1323 code for a protein of 440 amino acids. NCBI's taxonomy places the organism in Eukaryota, Fungi, Ascomycota, Eurotiomycetes, Eurotiales, Aspergillaceae. The record is from RefSeq and is a predicted model, not a curated record.
AUGGCGCAUGCGAUUGGCAUGCAACGGGAGCUUCGGCGGGGAGACGUUGACGACAUCGAAGAACGCAAGCGAGUAUGGUGGACAAUCUACACAUGGGAUCGAUUCGCGUCUAUAACCUACGGCACACCAUUAGGCAUCAAUGACAAGGACUGCAAUUUAGGCAUGCCCGCAGACAUUUACGAAAAUCCCUCAUUCAGUGUCCCGGGCUCUGAGCGUUCGGUGUCUGUCUGCUAUUCGCCUUACCAACGAGAACUGAACCGUUUGUAUCUCAUUGCCUCCCCGGCGCUGGAGAUCAUCUUCGGCUCCCGCACUUCAAGGACGUCUCAAGACCUGGUUCGCGAUUGUUUUGUGACUCUGGUGCAGGAGACUUCAGAAAAGCUCCAUUCAUGGCGACACUGCCUGCCGAGCCAUUUGAUCCUCGAUCUUCAGCAGGACUUCUGCGCUAGCGGUGAACAGAGCUCCAAAGCCUACGCUCUACAAGCCCUUUCGCUUCACCUGACGUAUGACAAUAUCUUGAUCGUCCUUUACCGUCCUUUGAUCUCAAGGCAGGUAGAUCAUCUCUGGAUGAGCAAUUUGUCACCGGGGAUUGAAGAUCUCUGUUCAAACUCCUUUGCAUCAGCAGCCGCACCAAACUCACACAGAAGAACUCCUAUAUUGGCCAGCACAGCCAAUUCAGACUUGUGGAUGAAAGCCGCCAUUCGGACAUCAAGAAUAACCGAGCUGCCAGUGCUUGCCCAACUUGCGACCGACAGUCAUUUGGUCGCAUUUUUAGCCAUCAACCUGUUCAAUGCCGCUGUCGUCUUGGCCGUAAUGGCCAUAUCAGAGCCACUAUCCGAUGCAGCUCAAGAGGUCAAGCGUACAAUGACCCGCAUUCUUCGUCUACAGGAACUGUUGGGAAAGCGCUCCGCUCUCUCUAGGCAGAGUACACAGGUCCUGAAGAAGGUGGUCACUAUGCUUCUGCGCCGGGAGUCGGCCGCAAUGCUCGCACCUUUUGCGGAAACCAGUACAUUUAUGGAAUAUGACACCAAUCCGGACCGAAAUAUGCCAGGUCUGCCUCCCAUGUCUGUCGAAGAGACGCUGCGGUUGCCCUUGAAAGCAACUUUGGACAUGGUGGAUCCCCUGAUAGGGAGUCAGGGCAGCUCUAAUCUUGGUCGUGCCAGUCGCGUCAAUGAAAGUCUGACUUCCGUUCAAUAUGUCAUGGUUCCUGGCCAGGACUACACUCUACAUGUUCCAGUGCUGGGAGAAAAUCAGCGCACUCAAUUGCCCACUCAUACCGAGAACGGCUUGUACUGGCUUUGGGAUACCACAUGGAAUGGACUUUGA